This is a messenger RNA of Pyrenophora tritici-repentis Pt-1C-BFP, 1059 nucleotides long. Its product is annotated as hydroxysteroid dehydrogenase. The record is from RefSeq and is a predicted model, not a curated record. Gene Ontology annotation, molecular function: 3-beta-hydroxy-Delta5-steroid dehydrogenase (NAD+) activity. Gene Ontology annotation, biological process: steroid biosynthetic process. Lineage: Eukaryota; Fungi; Ascomycota; Dothideomycetes; Pleosporales; Pleosporaceae.
AUGGAGACUACCACAUUUCCAGAGCACUCACCCCUUCACCGAAGCACCAUCCUCAUAACAGGGGGAAACGGCGGCCUCGCCAGCCAAAUGCUGAAACUCUUCUCUCAACGAGGCUGUUCACACCUCCACUCGGUCGAUCUUCAGCUUCCUCUCCAUCGCCUCGAGGAAAUCACAUAUCAUGUGGGCGAUCUCACUGAUUCCACCGCCAUGCGCCGGAUUUUUCAAACAACCAAACCAGACAUCGUCAUCAACGUGGACGGCACUAAGAGCCUCGUUCAAAUCGCAAAAGAUUCUGGUACCUCAUCGUUCGUGUAUACCAGCUCCGCAAGCGUUGUCAGCGAUGCUGCGACGGAUUUACGAUAUGUUGACGAGACAUUGCCUAUGAUACUGGAGGAGCAACAACGGGCAGAGUUCUAUACGUACACCAAAGCCCUCGCUGAGACGUAUGUUUUGUCGCAGAACCAGCGAGCCCAAGAUAGUAGCAGCAGUAGCGGCGGCACAUCUCACUUCCUAACCUGCGCCAUCAGGCCCUCAGGUAUCUUCGGCUUUGGCGACUUGACCACAAACGUACAAAUCGGUGAUAACAAGAAUCUCUUCGACUUCAAAGAGAACACAAAUGUGGCUUAUGCACAUUACCUCGCCGCUGCCGCACUUACUAAAUCCCAUCAAUACCUCCCAAACGAUGACGCCAAUGUAGAAGGCGAAGCCUUCUUCGUUACAAAAGACGAGCCACGUUUUUUCUGGGAAUUUACCCGCUUGGUCUUGAGGUAUGCAGGUGACAAGACGCGGCCGGGGCAGGUCUGGGUGAUUAGUAAGGCCUGUGCGCUACUUUUGGCGGGGCUGCUAGAGUGGCUGUUUUGGGGGCUGGGGUUGGAUGAAGCGCCGCUGACGAAGACGAAGGUGAGGUUGAGCUGUAUGACGAGGUAUUUUUGUAUUGAGAAAGCGAAGAGCAGGUUGGGAUAUAAGCCUUUGGUUGAGCUGGAGGAGGGACUUGAGCGCGCGAUGGAAGACUGCGUUGGGAGGCGGAGAGUAGGGCAGAAUGCGAUUAAGAGAGAGUAA